UGUGCCGCGGGGAGGGCCACGCUGCACCCGCUCUCCUCUCAAGUUAAUGUGAACUGUUAUUCCGUUAUCUCAGCCUCUGAAAAGGAAGAAUCGACCUUUCGUUGAUAAAACACACGUGGUAGUCCAGGUUCACCCCAUAGCGCACCUGUGAAGCUCGCCGCCUUACACGCGUUGGGCGCCUUUGUUGCUCUCCCAUUACCUGUAGGAAUGGUGCCCCUGUAGCCGUAGCUCCCCGCCCUACAGCCAGCCGCCGCGGGGAGGAGGGAAGCGUCUCCAGUGUGUUACAAGUGCUGUGAGGUGUUGGCGUGGGUGCCCGACGAAGGGAGUGAAGUGAGACCCGCCCAGGGGAGGCGACUGGGGGUGAGCACCGCCCUAGCCAGCGUGCACCUCCAGGCCGCCACCACCGCCACCGCCACCACCAUCUCCACCAGGUGUUAUGAAGAGGUGGUAGGGCGAGGCGGCGCGGGCGAGGGGGGAAUAUGGUCUCCGGGAACUCCACCUUCGUCAGCCACGACGGUCUACAGCCGGAACGCGAGUCCCUGACGUUCGAGGCCAACACAGAGGACCUUCCCCCUAACACAGCCGCCCUCGUCGACCACAUCAAGCAGGUAGCCGAAGAGGUCCUUUACCACUGGAAGACCUUCCCUCUACUUCUCCCGCCGCCCGUCGCCGUCCAGCAUGACUCGCCCUCCACUGUAUCCUCAGGCAACUUCGGAGUAGGAAAUGGUGGAGGAAGUUUGGGAACCGUGGGAGGAGUGGGAGGGAACGGAGGAGGAGGAAACGGACCCAACCCAGGAGUAGUAGGAGUGCUAGGAGGAGGAGGGAGCAAUGGGGGAACAGGAGCAUCAGGAGUGGGAGUGAGAGUGAAGCCCCUGAUCCUGCGAGAUGCCUUCGUCACCCCCUCCUUCGAUGAAUUGGACGCCGUGGCUGUCGACUCCAAGGGCGACCCACGAAGACUGUCCAACCACCACCUCCACUCCAUCCGCGAGAAGGGGCUGCAUCGGGACAGUCAGGGGAAGCGAAGACGCCUCACCGAUUAUCAGCUGGAGACGCUUCGACGCUCAGGGGAGUUUGAGGUAGAGUCCCUGCACUUCCCUGGCCAGACCCACCGCUGGCAGGUGUCGGGGUGGCUGCAGAAGGGCUGUGAGAAGGCCCACAACUCCCUGCUGGAUGAUGUGGCUCUCGCCCUCUCACUCAUUGUUGUCACUGCCAAGAACAGGCUCUCCUCACCCCUGUUCUCCCUCUCCCACUCCCUGCAGUCUGUGUGGCAGGGGAUUCUCAUGCUAGUUGACCUAGCGGUGGGCAUCCCCUGGGUGCAGGCACACAACCUGGAGGCGCGCAUGAAGGAGGAACGUUGCAGCUACCUCGUCCAGGAGCUCACCUGCCAGGAUGGAGACGUGGAUGGCCUGUGUACGUGGAUGGUGCAGCAGAUCAAGCGUGCCACGCGGGAGAAGUUCCAGCUGAGUGGAGAGAAGCAGCCACCAGUGCCAUACAUCUUCACCACACCCCAGGGCCUGGAGCUGGACCUCCGGCUCUUCAACAGGGAGUUGAUGAAGAAGGCCUUGCCCAUCCUGGUCAGCGUACUGGAGAAGGAAGCACGGGGCUGGUUCCUGCACUUCAGGGAGAAAGUUAUUGCUGACCUCAAGGCACAAAACCUGAGUGAUUAUGAAGUAGAAAAGGAAGGCAACAGGCUGGUGCAGGAGGAAUACCUGGGCCGGGUGUAUUCAGCCAUCCUCGCCCACCCAGCACUGCAGGAGCUUGGCCAUUCAGUCCCAGCACUGCUUGUCAACCAUGCUAAGGCUGUCCUUCUCAUGCACAGAGCGCUGGAUGAGGUGGAACGGAUUUAUGAAGAAGGUGAACGAGCGCGACGGGAGGAGCUUAAACACACACAUUCCAUAUUCUCCCGCAUUGCCCCGUGGCUGUCCGACCAGUUGGCUGCCACACACGCCACCCUGAUGGAACAACACAAGUGGCGGCCUCACGAACAUGCCCUCGCCCUUUGCCGCCAGAACACUCUUCCCCAGCACGCUUACUUCUUGCAGCGUGACCUUUCCUUCAUGAGGGAGAGAGAACCAGUACUGCUCAAUGAACUCAAGAACCUGAAGGUGGCAAUGCGAGUGUUCCAGUGGCGUGCUCAAGUAUGGUUCCCAAGCAACUAUGUGGUGAGUCGGACCUUCCAGGGGGAGAGUGAGCUGAUCCCGACUGUGCUGGCCUCCUCCCCGACCUGCAUCACCACUCCCCGCACUGACCCCAACCACCCUGUUUACCUACUGGAGAAACAGCUGAUUCGCACCACCUCCACCCGCUGGCCCUUCUGGCGGUGGUUCAAUUUUCUGCACCGCACGUGGGGCUGGAGUUCCAAUGCUCUCUUCUUCUUUGGGAUCUGGCUUCCUCUUUGUUCUCCCGUGAGCCUCCGAGCACUCCUCUACAGAGAGCCUUUCAUGUCUGACUUUGAGCUGUCCCAGGUUAAUGGAACUGUAUGCCCUAGCAAGGCCUCCCUCACUCCCACGCUGGCAUCCCGCCUCCACACCCUCUGGCGCCACAUCUCAAAGUCUCGGACACACUUUGAGACCACCCCAGAUACAGGGUUCAUUGGUAAAGGUGUCACGCGUCACAUGAACCGAGCAUGGAACUAUGUGAUGAAGGGCAUUGUGGGGACGCUCUUCCUCACCACGGUGUUCCCGCUGACCUGCCUCCUCGUCUCCAUGGGCUCAAUGGCCAUCGCUUUGGCUGCUCCUCUUUGGGUUCCGCUGUGUGUCCUGCUGACCCACAUCGCCUGCGUCUUUGCCUACGACUUUGACUCUCCAACAGGCCUGAGAAAGUGGAGUCCCAUCAUGCAGGCACUGGUCCUUCACCUCCUGGUUCUGGGACUCCUGCAGGCUGUCUUUGCUUUCUUUACCAUUAUCUUCAUCUGUCCAACACUCUCAGCAGUUGUCUUAUUGUGGGGCGUGGUAAGGCGGGGGUGUCGACACGUCUGGGACACAGUCAUGUUCCACGCUGUCAUCAAGAAGCGUGGCAGAAUACCUGCCUCGGACAGCUUCCUGGUGAAACGUAUUGCUGGGCCUGGACUCCACAAUAAUUUUUAUUACCAGAUAAGCUGUGAACAAGCAAUAGCUGCUUUUGAGGCAAGACUGGAGUUGGACGAACUGGCAGUGUACCAGCGGGAAACAGAAGCCAUCAUUUACAAACCUCUGGCAGCUUACACGGACUUUGUGCAGCGGUGCUUUGGUCCAUUCAGUGGGGUGAUUGGCAAGACUGGGAGCUACGACCUGGUGGAGAGGGAAGUGCGGGACCUCUGCCUCACUCUGCAGGAGAAAAUUGAUAGACGAAGAAGAGACUUGGCCCUUGGGCUGCCCAUCAGUGUAAGGUCCAAGAUCAAGCUCACCACUCGGGACCUGAAGCUCGCCCUCAAGCAAUGCACAGUAAUGGUUGAAGAGUUCUACCCAACACAUGUCUUGCCCCACAUUGUAGCACAGCCAGGUGAGAGCGUGGGGGUGAAGGCAGUGGUGGCGGCAGGAAACCCUAAUGAGUCAGGGCGACCAAACACCCUUCCCGCUGGCUCAAGGCACGUGGAGAUCAACGAGAGGAAUGGAGCUUCCAGCAGUCGGAGGAAAACUGUUCACAGGGAGACCAAGUUUGGUUCUGUUGAGGAGUGGUGGGACAGCAAGGGUCUUGCACCAGGUGAUUAUGCAGGUCUGGCGUCACUGAUAUUCACGGAAAUAUUCUGCUCAGACUUCCUCACACCCAUGGAAGAGUCAGACACCAGUUUCCAGAUGGAGGUCCAUGGUGUGAGUUUGUCGCGCUACACAGAGAUGACACGCUGCAUGCCAGACCGACCAGACCUGGAUGAAAAGCUGACCGUCCACACUCCUCGAGGGAACAUCCAGGUCCAUGCUCCCUAUCUUGAUCUCUCGUCCUUCACACCACUGGUGCGCCAUGGGGUGCCUACCCAGCGCUCCAGCAAAACCAGUCUGGCCGCUCGACUCUCCCUCAGACUCAACCCAGGCCACAGAAUGGUGUGUGGGAGCAGAGUGCCAGAGAAGCUGCUCAUCCCUCCCCCAAUCCCUCACCCAGCACAUAUCUCAGUCAUCAUCCACAACCGUGAAGCAACAGAACCUAUCCCCCUUGAUGGUCCUCUCACCCUACAGGUAAUACGUACAAUAGAGGAUUCCCCUCAUGUGGUGGCAACCAUAACCUCUGUGGGAGAGGAUGAGACGCCUGCCUCAGAUUCCCGAUCCUCUUCCCUCUCUCAUGACCGCUCUCUCUACGACGACCCUUCCCUCUAUGAUGGUCCUUACAGCAAUGCCUCUCGCUCAGGCACUGCUGACCGGAGGGGCACCAGCUCACUGGGCCGCUCUCGCACUGCCACACUGGAAAUGACUGCCACGCUUGAUCGCAUGGCCACAUUGGACCAGCGCACAAACAUGCAGGAGUAUAAUAGGUCUAGCACGCUGGAACUAACACCAACAAGGAUGGCGCUCAGGCUGGCUACUCCUCUUCGCUCCCUGCUGGAAGGACAACAGCCAUUUACAGUCUCUCUCAACCUGGCGUCAGCUGAGGAUGUCAGUCUAGAAGUAGAGGAGGAGGAGAACCAGCCCAUCCCCCUGCAACCACUCACCCACUCCACCUAUACCACAGCCGUGUGAAGACUGGUUUCACCCCCUUGAGAAAAUGGAGUUGGUAGUAUUGGCAGUGGCUCAAACUUCCACUUUCCUCUUGACAAGUUUUAAUGAGAUCCAUUAUUCAACCAAUUUCUCUGAGUGUUUUUCCCCUCAUGAGCAACUUUUAGGAUGAAGUAGACCAUUUAGUCUUUUCACUCCAGUCACAGUUGUCAAUAAGUCUUGCCGUCAAACAUGCCUGUCACGUUUCAGCUCUGUUGUCGUACACGUUUCAAACCUAACUGCCGCCGAGAUUCUGGCAAAGUAUUCUUUCAUUUCUGGGCACACGCACUCUUCUGUAGUCCAGCUUUCCAAUGGGGGAAUAGGAGACUGGAUGCUGUCAUGGGGUUUGCUUUAUUGCAUAUCAUUUCAGAGUAUAGAUGAGUAAGGUUGUGAGGUGGUAUGAACUAAGUAUGUUUUGUUUGCAAAGGCUGAUUUAUGUGAAGGAGUAUUAUGUGAAGAGUGUGAGAACAGGGGGCUCAAUGUUAAAAGUAAGUCAUUCUUAAUGUUGCGCCAAAUGUUAAAGUAAACAAAUUGAGUUUAAACAUUUAAUUGUGACAUUGUAAUUUUGUAGAAAGAGCUAUGUCCUGGAGGAUUUUUAAUACAAUGCAGAUAUGUUGACAUGCAUUCAGUCACUGAUUUCAAAAAGUGCAAAUGAAAUUAAGGACAAAAAUCAUAUGAACUAAGGACAAAAAUCAUAUGAACUAACAUUUGAAAAUCACAAACAAUGAAUUUUUAAGUACAUGCUGGAUUAUUUUGUCCAGCAUGUGUUUAGUACAGUGAUGUCUUUCAUUAUGUUUCCUUGUUCAGAUAUGCUGCACUUUUGCCACUUUAACAAAUAAGAGUUAAAAUAUGUCACCAUUCACAAGUUCACUGUUUCAACACUUGCACCUGGUUUUUGGGAGUUGUUGUCUCACUGGUUGUAUUUCUAGUUCCUGCAGCUUGACAUGCUGCUUGGUUUUAUAUAAAUAAAAAAAAAUGUCAGUAUUGCUACUCUCCCCUGAAGUGCUAAUUAUGUGUUUCAACAAUGAUGCAAAACUUGGUCAUGGGAAGUAUUAAUAGUAUUUAAAGUAAAAGUGUGAUAUUGCAAAGUGCCAUUCUCUUGUUGUGAUCCUGAGGAUUUUGCGAGUGAUUUCGUAAAUGAAAGUAUGACUUAAUUUUUGAUUAGUCGUAUCAAGCAUAAAACACGUGCAUAUUUUAAUGAAGGGUGUAAGUCAUCUCGGAAGAGUAUUUCAGUUGCCCAGUAAUAGACUGCUUAAAAUGGACAUGUGAUGAAGGAGAAAACUAGCUAGGUGCACAGGAUGACAUACUGUAAUAUGUAAUGAAUCAGCAUUGGGCCAUUGGCCAGUGCCGAAGUAAAAUCACAUUCUGUGACCCCAGUGAGGAUAUUGGGUCAGUGUGUGACAAAAGUCUUGACCUGAACUGGUGUCAUGUUGAAACGACUGUUCCUUGGGAUAAGUUGAGCCACUUUAUUGUGUGUUGCCUUGAAAGGUGCAGUGCAUGGUUAUAUGGCUGCACGGUGUACAUUUCUGUGAUUUAUAUUUGUGAAUCUCACAAUAAUAUAUUAUUUUCAGGCAUAUUAUGCAGCUUGACUUGCUCUCUUUUGAUAUGUAGCAUAAUUUGACUAUUUCAGCUUUAUUGUACAGUAUUUGACAGGUGAUAUAUACUCAGUUUUUUCUAGUGUUUGUGGUCAGGACUCAUUUUCACAUUCAUUAAGGUUAUUCAGUAGUUACUGUAGACCUCAUGACUCAUUUCAUGCAUCAUAAGGUUACACUGUAGUAGUGGGGGUUGACGAGGGCUGGCUGGGUGACUACACUUCGUGGGACACAUUGUUACUGCCAAAUUGUUACAUUGGCUGUACCACUGGGCUUUGGUCACAAUGUUUACAUAAUGUGUAAUUGACCAGAGUAUCCAAGUUGGUGUUCAGAAAGUAUUUUUUUUCUAAAGAGAUGUUGGUUUCAGAUCUCAUUCAUAAUAGAGCCAUUUGGAAUAGAAAUCAACACAAAUGAAUUGGACAUAAGAAUACAGAAUACUGUGUACAGUGUACAUAAUACUGUGUGCUCAUUUGUAAAUUUUGUAAAAACUUAUCCUUCAUUAAACCUAAUAUCUUACCAAAAAUAAAUAUAGAACAUGG
This is a messenger RNA of Eriocheir sinensis (Chinese mitten crab), 6792 nucleotides long. RefSeq lists its product as uncharacterized. The transcript is spliced from 28 exons. NCBI's taxonomy places the organism in Eukaryota, Metazoa, Arthropoda, Malacostraca, Decapoda, Varunidae. The record is from RefSeq and is a predicted model, not a curated record. The coding region runs from base 480 to 4646 and encodes 1388 amino acids.